Doryrhamphus excisus (bluestripe pipefish) is the source of this 1696-nucleotide messenger RNA. RefSeq names its product adaptor related protein complex 4 subunit mu 1 (gene ap4m1). Gene Ontology annotation, biological process: vesicle-mediated transport; intracellular protein transport. Lineage: Eukaryota; Metazoa; Chordata; Actinopteri; Syngnathiformes; Syngnathidae. The record is from RefSeq and is a predicted model, not a curated record. Gene Ontology annotation, cellular component: clathrin adaptor complex.
GGCACACUAGGUGGCGGUGUAGUGCUGUCGUCAUCCGCUGGACCGGUUUGUAAACACUAGCCACGUUACGCUUUGAACUAAAAUUGUUCUUAGUAUGCAAUGCCUUAGUUUGUUGAUUCCUGCUUUGGUCGGAUGUUGCUGGGAAAAUCAUCCACGACCUUUAAAGAUGCUAAGCUAACUACUGUUCGCUGUUAUUACGGCACUACUUUGGAAAUGGAAUGACAAGGAAGCUAAUUCAGCAGCAUGAUAUCACAGGUCUUCAUCUUGUCCUCCAAAGGGGACCGUCUCAUCUACAAAGACUUCAGAGGAGACGCAGAAAGUGACGUUGUCAAUGUUUUUUAUGAGAAAGUGACAGCGCUGACCGGAGACCAGCCUCCAGUUGUCAUGAGACACAAACAAGUCCACUAUGUCCACGUCCGGCAGGGAGGACUCUACUUGGUUGCCAUGACAACAGCAGACUCCUCCCCCUUCGCUGUGCUUGAGUUCCUGAACAGGUUUGCUGCUCUGGUCAAAGAUUACUGCGGCGGGCUCUCGGAGAAAUCGGUGCAGAUGAACUUUGCGCUCAUCUAUGAACUUCUAGACGAGAUGGUGGAUUACGGUUACGUCCAGUCGACAUCAUCUGACGUCCUGAAGAACUUCAUCCAGACGGAGGCAGUCUCGCCGCAACCCUUCAGCCUCUUUGACCUCGGCAACGUGGGACUGUUUGGAGCCGACACCCAGCAGAGCAAAGUGGCGCCAAGUUCUGCUGCCACAAGGCCAAUCCAGGGAGGAAAGAGCGAGAUAUUUGUGGACGUUGUUGAGAGGAUGGCGGUAGUGAUUGGUACCAACGGCGUACUGAUGAAGGCAGACGUGCAGGGCGAGGUCAAGGUCAAAUGCUUCCUGCCUAGUUGCUCUGAGAUCCGCAUUGGCCUAAAUGAGGACUUGAGUGUCGGCACGUCUCAAUUCAGAGGUUACGGUACGGCAGUCCGAGUUGAUGAAUGCAGCUUCCAUCCAGCGGUCCGACUGGAGGAGUUCGACAGUCACCGGAUCCUCCGAUUGAGCCCGAGCCAGGGAGAGCAAAGCAUCAUGCAGUACCAGUUGGCCGACCAUCUUCCCUCCGCCCUGCCUUUUCGCCUUUUUCCAGCCAUUGAGAAAGACAGCGGUGGCAGGCUGCUGAUGUACUUGAAGCUACGCUGCGACCUGCCGCCUAAAAGUGCCGCUGUUAACGUUAGCGCCACUAUACGGGUACCUAAAGGCUGCAUCAGUUUGUCUCAGGAGCUCAGCAGUCCUGACCAGAAUGCCGAGCUGAGGUCGCAGAGCCGAGCUGUGUUAUGGAAGAUUCUGCGCUUUCCGGGAGGAACGCAGCUCUCUGCCCUGUUCAAGCUGGAAGUUCCCGCCCUAAGCUCUGCCUCCAUGAUGGAGGUCGGCCCUGUGGGUCUGAGCUUUGAGCUGCCCAAGGUCACCGCCACCGGCCUUCAUAUCCGUUUCCUGCGCCUGUCCCCCGUCCAGCCUGGCCCGGCCCAGCGCUGGGUCCGAUACGUCACGCACUCGGACUCGUACACCAUCCGCAUAUAAGUCCAGGUCAUUGCGCAUCCUCCACAGCGCCCUCUGUUGGCUUCACCGGAAAAUUCAAGAAGCGGACUUGUUGUCAGUGCUUGGAUUGAAUGUGAUGCCAGCUUGUGAUCAAAUUACCUUUUUUGGAAAUAAAGCAUUAAAA